This is a messenger RNA of Cuscuta europaea, 1481 nucleotides long. The record is from the annotation of a GenBank genome assembly. Lineage: Eukaryota; Viridiplantae; Streptophyta; Magnoliopsida; Solanales; Convolvulaceae.
GCCAACUAACGUUUACAUGGUCUUUUUUCCGUUAAGCCCCUAACGUUAACGUUAUCUUCACGAUCCACAUCUAAAAUCCCUAACGUCUUCCUUACCGUCCAGACAUUUCUUUAAUCGCCAAAGCGUCGAUUCCCUCAUCUCUUCAACCGCUAAGACCUUGAAUUUAGAGUUCCUAAUUCCUAUAUAUUACACCUACGACAUGCAUCUCCUCCUCUUUUGCCGUGCUAGAUUUCCGAUUCUCCAAGGUAACAAUAUGGACGUCGGUUCCCUCUUCGCUCUGAAGAACGCGAAAGGGAAGAAGAAGGCCCCGUCGGGCGCUUCUGCCAGGGAGGGGCCCUCUCAAACUGCUGUCGCCGCCGUUGGCGCCGGAGGGUCCAAGGGUGCCGGGCCCGUGAAAAAGAAGAACGCCGGCAAGGGGACCGAGCCCCCGGCCAAGAAGCCGAAGACUAACGCUCCUACCAAACAGCCGAUCACCGAUGUGGUGGUGAUCGUUGACGAAGGGCACGCCUCUGCCUCCACCCCCCAGGAACAAAUCAAUCAGGAGUUCUUUGGGCGGGAGAGGUUGGAGGCGUUAGUACCGAAGGGAGCCUCCGUGUUGGAGGGCAGUCUGAACCCUUCGGCUCUAAUGAGCUAGAUGCUGCCGUCGGCCGACCGACCGACUAGCCCUUGCCCGGUUGGACGAGGGAUCCCUUGAGGCGAAGGUCCUCCUGAAUGCUGCCUCCAGCUUUAUGGGCCAAGGGUGUAGCCGAGGGGGAGGCCACCCUCCUCAGGAAGAAGCUUGCUGAAGCCGAGGACUCUCUUCGUCUGGCCACCGACGGCAUGGAGCAGAGGGUGCAGGCUGCAAGGGCCGAAGGGGUUAAUGAGGGACUGGCCAGGGCCGGGGAGGCCGCUGCCGAGGCCGCCCGCAUUGCUGCUGAUGAAGCCCGCGCGGCUCAAGAAGAGGCCGUCUCCAAGGCCCGAGAGGAUGCGGUGACCAGCUUCACAGCCGAGGGGUGGAAGGCCGUAGACCGGAGGGAGUGGCUUGCUUCGGUGGUGGGGGCUUCAGUGGAUGAGUGGGUCGGAGGCCCCGGAAAGAUGUGGCUUGCUGAGAGGGGCGACUCGUACUAUCAAGGCGGGGAGUUCUUCACCCAACGCCUUAUCUACCGGAAGCUUGCGAAGCACUUUCAGGUGGCACCGGAGGAGUUCCGUCCAGAGGCUUAUGGCCUCCCCCCUCGCCAGCCAGACAUCAGGAUCCCGCUCCCCGAGGGGGAAGAGAGGCCAGUUCUUGAAGACUCGGAGACCCUCCGGGAGUGCGGCCUUGGGGGUGAAGAGGAUGAAACUGAGAGCGAGGCAAUAUCCACAGUCCCCCCUUCUUGAAUUGUAUUCCCCCUUUUUUGUUGUAAUUGUUGGCCUCGGCCUCCUUUGUAAAGUACAAUUAAACUUCCUCUUUUUUUUUGAAUGAAUGAGUACAUACGCCCUCGGGCCUUUGAUAUAUCAUAUGC